Messenger RNA from Rotaria sp. Silwood2, 528 nucleotides. NCBI's taxonomy places the organism in Eukaryota, Metazoa, Rotifera, Eurotatoria, Philodinida, Philodinidae. The record is from the annotation of a GenBank genome assembly.
AUGACUCGGUCGACUCAUGCAACUCUAUUAAUAAUCUUAUUUCUAUCAGGCUCUGCCAUUCAAACACAAGGAUUUUCAUACUAUCGACGUUGUAUUGGUGUCCACGCAGAAUAUAGGACAUGUGGCUCUGCAUGUCCAACAACUUGUGAAGAUCUUUUGAAUCCAUCACAACGCAGGACGUGCACACAACAAUGUGUUGCUAGUUGCUUUUGCCAAACUGGAUAUGUUCGAAUGUCUUAUCAAGUUGAUAGUCCUUGUAUUAAAAUAGAAGAAUGUUACGCGAAAAGAAUAUAUCCGAACUGUCGUAACAACGAAGUGUAUACACGAUGUGGUUCAGCAUGUCCAUCAACUUGUAAGGAUCUUGUUUAUCCACAAACCUCCAGGGUCUGCACAUCACAAUGUGUUGCUGGAUUUUUUUGCAAAGAAGGUUAUUAUCGUACAGACGAUGGUAGAUGUGUCCAGCGACCAGAAUGUUGUGAAAGUAAGACAACAUGUUCAAAUGUGUAUCAUAAAACCUAUUCAUAUUAG